AUGGAGGAAGAGGUAGGAGGAGAAGAGUACUUGUUCAAGGUGGUGCUGAUAGGAGACUCGGCAGUGGGCAAGUCGAACCUGCUCUCGCGGUUCGCUCGAAACGAGUUCGACCCCAACAACAAAGCCACAAUUGGGGUUGAGUUUCUGACCCAGGAAUUGGAAAUCGAUGGAAAAAUGGUGAAGGCCCAGAUCUGGGACACUGCUGGUCAAGAACGCUUCAGGGCUGUGACCUCUGCUUACUAUAGAGGCGCUGUUGGUGCUCUUAUUGUCUAUGAUAUCAGUAGGAAGACCACCUUUGAGAGUGUCAAGCGCUGGCUCGAUGAGCUUACCACUCAUUGCGAAACAACAGUAGCAAGGAUGUUGGUAGGAAAUAAGUGUGAUUUGGAGGAUAUCAGGGAUGUGAGCGUGGAAGAUGGCAAAAGCCUUGCGGAAGAAGAAGGCCUAUUCUUCAUGGAGACUUCUGCACUGAAUGCUACCAACGUUCAAACGGCUUUUGAGAUGGUUAUCCGGGAGAUUUACAACAAUGUCAGCAGGAAAGUCCUCAAUUCCGAUUCCUACAAGGCCGAGUUAUCUGUCAAUCGAGUAAACCUGGUGAAAAAUGGGGCAGACUCAAGGAAAAGUCGGAUGAAUCUCUCGUGUUGUGCCGGAUGA
Messenger RNA from Prunus armeniaca (apricot), 651 nucleotides. The record is from the annotation of a GenBank genome assembly. Lineage: Eukaryota; Viridiplantae; Streptophyta; Magnoliopsida; Rosales; Rosaceae.